UUUCAAACACUCCUCUCUCUCUCUCUAAAUUGCGCAUAUACGUACAGAUUCUAUAUAUCGAUCAAAAUUAGCAAUUUGGCAUCCGUUUUCUCCAUUGUCAUCGGAAGGAGUUUUCAAUUCGAUGAUGACUGUGGGAGUGGAUUCGUCGGAGGCCGGUAGGGUGGCCGGAGUCGCAAUGGAGUUUCCGGCGACCGACGAUACGGCGUCGCCGCCGCGGAUUCCCCCGAGGCUCCAGAGGAGGCUAUCAGAGAGCAAGACGUCUUCUCCGUCCACCGUCGAAGAAAUCGAAGCCAAGCUUAGAGACGCUGAUCUUCGUAGACAGAAAUUCUAUGAGGACUUGUCAAAUAAGGCUCGUCCAAAGCCAAGACACUCUUCUUCUCAUGAAGACGACCUUGCUCAGCGCCUUGAGGCAAAGCUCCAAGCUGCUGAGCAAAAAAGGUUGAGCAUUCUGGCAAAGUCUCAGAUGCGCCUUUCUAAGUUGGAUGAGUUGCGUCAAGCUGCUAAAACUGGGUUAGAAAUGCGUUUUAAGAAGGAAUGUGCAGAGCUAGGUACAAAAGUGGAGUCACAGGUUUAGCAGGCAGAGGAAAAUAGAAUGCUUAUUCUCAAGGCUCGCAGGCAACAGAGGGCCACGAUAAAGGAGAGGGCAUCUCAAUCAUUAUUACGAAGGAUGGCUCGAGAAAACAAGUAUAAGGAGUGUGUGCGUGCUGCAAUUUUGCAAAAGCGUGCAGCUGCUGAGAAGAAGCGAUUAGGAUUGCUGGAGAAGAAGAGGGCACGUGCUAGGAUGCUGCAAGCACGAAAGGUUGCCAAGGCUGUAUCUCACCAGCGAGAGAUUGAAAGGAGAAAAAUGAAAGACAAGUUGGAAGACAGACUGCAAAGGGCAAAGAGAAAGAGAGCAGAAUAUUUAAGUCAGAGAGGAAGGCUGCACAACUCUGAUCGUGUUAAUUGGAAUAAGAUGCACAAGGAGGCCGAACUCCUCCCCCAAAAGUUAGCAAGGUGCUGGAGACAGUUCCUUAAGCUGAACAAAACUACCUUGGAUUUGGCAAAAGCUUAUAAUGCUUUAAACAUUAAUGACAAAUGUGUGAAAUCGAUGCCAUUUGAGAAGCUUGCACUUCUGAUUGAAUCACCGGCUACCCUUCAGACUGUAAAAGCUUUACUUGACCGUCUUGAGAACCGAUAUAAACUGUCAAAGCCUGUUUUCGUUACCUCUAAUCCUUCCAGUUGGGGUGACAUUGAUCAUCUUCUUAAUCGAGUUGCUUCCCCAAACAAGAAGGGUACACCCACGAAAUCUACCCAUGGCAAAGAUGUCAAGAGACGAGGGUCCAUUGGAGAAGCUUCCAAGAGGAGUCCUGUGAAAUUAUCUAGGUACCAAGUGAGAAUUGUGUUAUGCGCUUACAUGAUACUGGGCCAUCCGGUUGCAGUUUUCAGUGAUCAAGGAGAACGUGAAAUUGAUCUGGCUAAGUCUGCUGAAAAGUUUGUUCAGGAGUUUGAGUUGUUAAUGAAGAUAAUACUAGAUGGGCCCAUACAGAGUUCAAAUGAAGAGUCUGAUCAUGCACUGGCUAGACGUUGGACCUUCAGGCCUCAGCUUGCAGCUUUUGAUGCUGCAUGGUGCUCGUACUUAAACAGCUUUGUUAUGUGGAAGGUUAAUGAUGCCGAGUCCUUGGAGGAGGAUUUGGUGAGAGCUGCCUGUCAGCUUGAGCUCUCUAUGAUUCAGACUUGCAAGAUGACUCCUGAUGGAGACAGUGGUGCUGUUACUCAUGACAUGAAAGCUAUUCAGAAACAGGUCACAGAAGAUCAGAAGCUUUUGAGGGAGAGAGUGCAUCAUCUCAGUGGUGAUGCUGGGAUUGAACGUAUGGAACUUGCUCUUUCUGACACAAGAAUGAAUUACUUUCAUGCAAAGGAAAGCGGAAGUCCAGUAGGGUCCCCAAUCAUGGAUGUUCUAUCUCCAAGCCCAUUUAGUUCCCCAGCUCACCCCUCUGUUGCUAAUUCAGAUCAAAGAGGUAAUAUGAUUGAGGGUAAUCAAAGGGCAAGCCCAGUGGUUCGCUCUUUAUUUAGAGAUGCCUCUCUUCCUCCCAAAGAAGUUGGUUCAUCUGCUUCUAGCAGCAAUUCAGGCAGUCAGUUCCAAAAUUCUGGUGAGAAGUCAGCGAUGGAGAAUGAAUUGAUUGUGAAUGAAGUUCUUCAUGAACAGCAUCAGACAUUUGCAGGUAGUUUGAAUGUCACUGCUGAAGACCAAAGCAGCAUGAAGUCAAAGGUAAAAGAGACAAUGGAGAAGGCUUUCUGGGAUGGCAUCACAGAUACUAUGAAACAGGAUGAGCCUAGAUAUGACCAAGUUGUUGAACUAAUGAGGGAGGUGAGGGAUGAAAUCUGUGAUAUGGCUCCGCAGAGCUGGAAAGGAGAGAUUUUUGAAGCUAUUGAUCUGGACGUUCUUUCUCAGGUGCUGAAUUCAGGCAAGCUAGACAUGGAUUAUCUCGGAAACAUUCUGGAAUUUGCAUUGAACACUUUGCAAAAGCUUUCUGCUUCAGCUAAUGAGGGUGAGCUGAAGGUUGUUCACCAGAAAUUGCUGAAAGAACUAGUUGAGAUAUGUCAGGCUGGAGAUGGGUCAAACCAUUCAUAUGUCAUUGCAUUGAUCAAGGGCCUGCGCUUUGUCCUGGAGCAAACACAGGCACUCAAGCAAGAAAUCAGCAAAGCACGUAUAAAAAUUAUGGAACCACUUCUAAGGGGGCCUGCCGGUUUGGAUUACCUGAAAAAUGCUUUUGCCAACCGUUAUGGACCUCCCUCUGAUGCCUCGACUGCUCUACCUCUGACAAUGAGAUGGCUUUCAUCAGUGUGGGAUAGCAUAGAUCGGGAAUGGCUUGAACACACAAAUGCACUCUCGGAGUUAACAAGGAGCCAAGAAAGUUCGUCUCAGAGGCUUCUUCCCUCCACCACACUCAGAACCGGUGGAAGCAUAUUCAGAAUGAGUGGUGCCAGCAAUAUUGCUUCAAAUGCAACAGGAUCGGAUAAUAAACAUCCAGAAUGCAAGGGAGAAAAGGUUGAUUUGUUAGUGAGGCUUGGGUUGUUGAAGUUAGCAAAUGAGGUAUCUAGUCUUACACAAGAAGCUUUGCCUGAAACUCUGAAGCUCAACCUUGCUAGGCUAAUGGCUGUUCAGGCCCAACUUCAAAAGAUCAUUGUGAUUUCCACAAGUAUUCUUGUUCUGCGGCAAAGUCUUCUCAGUGAACAAAUGGUAUGCAACUCAGCAGACAUGGAAAUCAUAGUGUCGAGCUGCGUUAAACAGCUUUCCGACCAUCUGGACUCUGUCGAGGAUGCAGGCAUCAAAGAAAUCAUCGAAAUACUUGGAACAUUUGCAGAAGGUGAUGACUCUGGUGAUUCCACAAAGCUUCAAUCACGGAAGAAUGUUAUGGCAAGGCUGUUAACAAAAAGCUUGCAAGCUGACGACCCAAUUUUCAUUCGGGUGUCCCGUGCAGUUUAUUUGGCUGCAAGGGGAAUCAUGCUCGGGGGAAGUGGGACUCACGGAAGAGAAUUGGCAGAAAUAGCACUCCGCCAGGUAGGGGCAGCCGUGCUACUCGAUAGAGUUGUGGAAGCUGCAAGAGUGUUGUUGGUAGCAUCUACUGUGUCGUGUGGUGUUCAUGGUCCAUGGUAUGCACAUUUGAUUGAGAAGAUGUGAUGGUAUGCACAUUUGAUUAUAAUCCUAAUAUUUCUAGAUCCUCUUUGAACACAUAACUAGUACUGAUUAUGAUCUUCUGUAUGAAUUGAACAGGCACAUGUGUCUGUCUAUAUAUGAAAAACUGUUAUUGGUGGUUGUACUGUACUGUUAUUGCAUAGGCGUAGACUAUUGGGUAUGAAAUAAAAUGCAAAUAGUAUUUUAAACUGA
Molecule: messenger RNA, 3868 nt
Organism: Camellia sinensis
Lineage: Eukaryota; Viridiplantae; Streptophyta; Magnoliopsida; Ericales; Theaceae
Biological process (GO): signal transduction
Source: RefSeq, a predicted model, not a curated record